Messenger RNA from Vanessa atalanta (red admiral), 1237 nucleotides. Its product is annotated as caltractin. Gene Ontology annotation, biological process: mitotic cell cycle; centriole replication. The transcript is spliced from 3 exons. Gene Ontology annotation, molecular function: calcium ion binding. The record is from RefSeq and is a predicted model, not a curated record. Gene Ontology annotation, cellular component: centrosome; centriole. NCBI's taxonomy places the organism in Eukaryota, Metazoa, Arthropoda, Insecta, Lepidoptera, Nymphalidae. The coding region runs from base 179 to 718 and encodes 179 amino acids.
UUGUCAACUUUAAUUUUGACACUUGCGCGAGAUUUCGAAAUAUUAUUGUUGUUUGUUUGUGAAUUGUGAAUAAAUUCUAAUAUAAAGCACUCCGGACAUUGUGGGUGUAGCUUGUUUAAUUCAUUUAAAACAUUUGAAAGAGUAUUGAGUGCACCAACUCAUAUUCAUUGUCUGAAUAAUGACAACUGCUAUUAGUAGUUCUCAAAAAAAGAACGCGAAUUCCAACAAUGCCCAGCCCGGUGGAGUACGUAAGAAAUCGGGCCCGAAAUUCGAGCUAUCGGAAGAGCAAAGAAGAGAUAUAAAGGAAGCUUUCGAUUUGUUUGACACUGAGAACACAGGCAAAAUUGAUACAAAGGAGCUAAAGGUUGCUAUUAGGGCUCUUGGGUUUGAACCAAAAAAAGAAGAGAUCAAGAAAAUGAUUGCAGAAAUUGAUAAAGGCGAUGGAAAAGUAUCAUUUGAGGAUUUUAUGGAUUUAAUGACUGUCAAAAUGGCAGAAAAGGAUACAAAAGAAGAGAUUAUGAAAGCCUUUAAAUUAUUUGAUGAUGAUGAAACAGGUAAAAUUUCAUUCAAAAACCUAAAACGAGUGGCACGGGAAUUAGGCGAGACCUUAACUGAUGAGGAAUUGCAUGAAAUGAUUGAUGAAGCUGAUAGAGAUGGUGAUGGUGAAAUCAACCAAGAAGAAUUUUUAAGAAUAAUGAAGAAAACAAGCCUCUACUAAUAAUUAAAAAAAAUUAUAACAUCAAUUAUUAUAAUAUACUUUAUUUUCUUGCACAAAUUGAGUCUGUAAUUAUGUAUUUUAUGUAAUUAACAUAGUUGAUAAGUAUACUAUAAUAAGUGAUUAAUUCUAAUAUUAACAUAUACAGUAUAGUAUUAUAUCUUGGUUUUAAAUUCAAAUGAUUUUAACAAUAUAUAUUUAGUAAUUUAAUAAAUAAUUACCAGUUAUAAUUCUUUCUGAUUGUAGUAAAAGCAGUCCUUUUAAAUAUUUAUGUAAUAUCAAGGUAAACCAGUAAAUAUCAAGGUAUACUUAUUUUUACUGGUUUCCUGUGAGCUGUGUUUAAAAAUCUAAUAUUAAGUCUGUAUUCUCUAAGAAUCUAUCACUGCACCAAACUGUUGUCUCCUCAUAUCCUAAACAUUAUGACUGAUACUAUAAAUCUCAUUUUCAAAGUAUUUUACUAUUAUAAAAUAAAAGCCUAAUAAACUAUAAAUUUCUAAUUAUAUUAUAAAAAACUAUUUUAAU